AUGGCGACUCCUGCAUGGAGUCAUGCCAAGGCUCAAUGGGUAGUCGCCAUGUUGGCGUUACUCGUUGGCUCGGCUAUGGCUACCGAACCUUACUACUAUAGCUCUCCUCCGCCACCUUACGAGUACAAAUCUCCACCGCCUCCGGUUAAAUCUCCGCCACCUCCUUAUGAAUACAAAUCUCCUCCCCCACCGUCUCCGCCACCACCGUACUACUAUCAUUCACCACCCCCUCCGGUUAAGUCUCCACCACCACCAUAUUACUAUCAUUCACCACCCCCUCCGGUUAAAUCUCCUCCUCCUCCAUACUACUACAACUACCCACCCCCUCCAGUUAAAUCUCUCCCUCCUCCAUACUACUACAACUCCCCACCCCCUCCGGUUAAAUCCCCCCCUCCUCCAUAUGUAUACUCAUCACCACCACCACCGCCAAAGUCAUACACACCACCGUACUACUACUCAUCACCACCUCCUCCGGUGUCAUACCCUCAUCCUCACCCACACCCACAUCCACUUGUCUUCAAAGUUGUUGGUAAAGUGUAUUGUUACAGAUGUUAUGACUGGACUCACCCCAAAAAGUCUCAUGAUAAGAAGCAUCUCCAAGGUGCUGUUGUGGAAGUGACUUGUAAGGCCGGUGACAAGACGGUUAAGGCAUACGGAAAGACCAAGAACAAUGGUAAAUACGCAAUCACCGUUAAGGGAUACAACUACCGUAAAUACGGAGGUGAUGUGUGCACGGCCAAGCUUCACGCACCGCCUAAGGGCUCACCAUGUAACAUUCCCACAGAUUACCAUUGGGGUAACAAGGGUGCUAAACUUCACGUGAAAUCGAAGACAAAGGACGAGGUUGUUCUUUAUGCUAAGUCCUUUGCUUAUGCACCAAAGAAACCUUACGGAGAAUUCUCCUCCACCACCAACCCCGAUCUAUGUCUACAAGUCUCCGCCUCCUCCAACCCCAACAUAUGUCUAUAA
Messenger RNA from Camelina sativa (false flax), 969 nucleotides. NCBI's taxonomy places the organism in Eukaryota, Viridiplantae, Streptophyta, Magnoliopsida, Brassicales, Brassicaceae. The record is from RefSeq and is a predicted model, not a curated record.